GAGUCCAAAGAGUUGAGUAACGCAGCGGAAGUGUUAGCCGUCAGGAGCACCGAGGGUGUGUGUGUGUGUGAGAGAGACUUCAGCGGGGCUUCAGGUAGCAGGAUGUGGGCUCGGUUGAUGGUUAGGGUCGGGGGUUCGGGGCUCGGGUUGCGGGCUUCCAGAGACGGUUUGCUGCGGGUCGCUGGUGCUGGAUGUGCGGGGAAGAAGCAGCAGGAGAGACACGCUUCAAGUGCAGAGGCUGCCUUGAAGAGGACUCCACUGUUUGACUUCCACAGGGAACAUGGGGGGAAGAUGGUGGAAUUUGCAGGUUGGAGUAUGCCUGUCCAGUAUAAAGACAGUCAUAUCGUCUCACACAUGCACACCAGAGAGCACUGCUCCAUCUUUGAUGUCAGCCACAUGCUGCAGACCAAAGUCCAUGGCAAAGACAGGGUGAAGUUCAUGGAGUCUCUAGUUGUUGCAGAUAUCGCAGAACUCAAGGACAACCAGGGUACAUUGACCCUCUUCACCAAUGACAAAGGAGGGAUUAUUGAUGACCUCAUAGUCACAAAGACGGACCAGGGCUACCUCUAUGUUGUCUCCAAUGCUGGCUGUUCUGACAAGGACUCUGCUCGUAUGAAGGCCAGACUGGCAGAGUUCAAAGCAGCAGGUUCAGAUGUGGAUAUUGAGUUCCUGAACGAAGCGCUUAUUGCUCUGCAAGGUCCAUCCAUGUCUCGGGUGCUCCAUGAGGGACUUAAGGAGGACCUCAGCAAGCUGACAUUCAUGACCUCCACCCUGGCCACUAUAUUCGGUAUUCCUGGCUGCAGGGUCACCCGCUGUGGAUACACUGGCGAGGACGGGGUGGAGAUCUCUGUACCUCAGUCCAGAGUGGUGGAGCUGACGCAGAAGCUGUUGGGUAAUAGCGAGGUGAAGCUGGCCGGUUUGGGGUCCAGAGACAGUCUGCGGCUAGAGGCAGGACUUUGUCUCUAUGGCAACGAUAUCGAUGAGACCACCACGCCUGUGGAGGCCACCUUAGUUUGGACCAUAGGAAAGCGCCGGCGUCAGACCAAGGAUUUCCCUGGUGCUGACAUCAUCGUACCUCAGAUCAAAGCCAAGACAGCCAGGAAGAGAGUGGGUCUGGUGUCCACUGGUCCCCCCGUCAGACAACACACACCCAUACUCAGCCCUGACGGAAAGGUCAUAGGUGAGGUGACCAGCGGCUGCCCUUCUCCCUGUCUGAAGAAGAACGUCGCUAUGGGUUACGUUGACGCUGCAUUUGCUAAGAAUGGAACAUCCAUUCAGGUCGAAGUCCGGAAAAAAGCAGUGCCUGCCACCGUCAGCAAGAUGCCCUUCGUUCCCACCAACUACUAUUCUGGAUAGGAGGGACGCACACACAAACACCUCAACACACAUACACAUACAGUACACCCACAGACACACACAGACACACACUCACACACUUACACUGGACCAUUCCUCCACUUUGUCCCAUAUUCACAAAUGCAGCCUACUUCAGAACACCAGAUGAGUCCUUUGAAAGAAAAUAAUAAUAAUAAUAAACUAGAGCACUUACAAUGUAUAGUGUCAUAUUAUUUCCUGAGAGGUAGUUUGAGGACAACUGGACCUGACAAGUAAUACAAACACUGUCAGCAGACUAUCACUCUACAUACAGUCAGUUUUCUACCUUAUGUGUUCAAGAGGUUGCACUUGUGGAUAGAUGUGUGAUGAAUUGUGAGCAAUUUACACAUGAGAUGCAUAAAAUACAUUACAAGCAGUAUUGUUGAGUCAGAAAAUGUAUGUAUCGCUAUAGUAUGAACCUAGAUGCUUUGUCAAUGUUGUUCAUAUACCAAGCAAGUUGUGUUUUCUCUUUUUACUCUUUUAUAAGUGAACAACAGGUUAACUGAAUCAAAAUAACUGUUACUUACUGAAAUUAGCCAUCACUUUUGGCACUUUCAGUAAGAAAUAAAACAGUGAAGCUAAAGAUGCACUAAAAACUAAUACUUAAUUUACUUAUUCUUAUAGAAUAUAGGUUUUGCUAAUGAGACGUGAUAACAUUUCAGUCUGUCAUCGCUGGACCAAAACUAUGAUUCCAAAUGGUAUUUUCGAUGUUAAAUCACAUGCCUGCAUUUUUGUUUUUUAAGGUCUUUAAAAUACCUCAGAGCCAAAUUUCCUUCACUAAUAUUGUUAGUUGUCAACAGCUGGAUUAAGGGUAGUUUAACAGGGGCAAAGCAUAAUCAUUCCAACACAAAAUCCCUUCCCAAAAAGUGCUAAUUAUCACAAAUAUGCUGGUUUGUGGAAUUGGUAUUUUGGUGUUAAUUUACUGAUUUUCUCAGUAAGUCCUUGUUUGGAGAGAUUGUGACUGAGCUCUGGUUUUCUCUGAUGAAAUGGUCAAUAAUAUGAUCUCCACAUCAGAUAAAACCUGACCGGACUGUUUUUCAGACUGUUUGUAACAUAGUCAUAUCUUGAACUUGACAGAGGUACAUUAACUAUACUACAUGACUGUACACAUGACUGGAUGUGGUAAAAUGAUAGACUUGAAACGACAAUUGUCAUUAUGUGGAUUCUUUGUUGCUACUAAUGAAAUGCAAUUUAAAAAAAUUAAACUAGGACCUUUCUUUGCACUUGGAGCUCUGAAUGUCUUAUUUUGUCAACAAAUAACAAAAUACUUCUUAUUUAAAAUCAUACUACUGAUUUAUAAGUGGCCAAUUCUGUCUUGAAGGUGCACUGGUGUGUGUGUAGUUUUUAAUAUCUAACUCAAUGUUAACAUUUUGAUUAGAAAAAUAUCUUCUCUUUAAUAAAGACAGUUUGCUUUUCA
Messenger RNA from Scomber scombrus (Atlantic mackerel), 2791 nucleotides. RefSeq names its product aminomethyltransferase (gene amt). The record is from RefSeq and is a predicted model, not a curated record. Gene Ontology annotation, biological process: glycine catabolic process. Gene Ontology annotation, molecular function: aminomethyltransferase activity; protein binding. Gene Ontology annotation, cellular component: mitochondrion. The transcript is spliced from 9 exons. Lineage: Eukaryota; Metazoa; Chordata; Actinopteri; Scombriformes; Scombridae. The coding region runs from base 103 to 1356 and encodes 417 amino acids.